Molecule: messenger RNA, 1518 nt
Organism: Porites evermanni
Lineage: Eukaryota; Metazoa; Cnidaria; Anthozoa; Scleractinia; Poritidae
Source: the annotation of a GenBank genome assembly
AGUCACACAAUCCUCCUCAUACAGCCAACUUCAAAGCCAGAAUCACGGACAUACUCUGACUAUGAAACAAAAGAAGAAUGCAUGGAAAGUAAGGACAACUAUUUUGUAUUUUGAUCCCGGAGCUAAAACGACUUGUAAGGAUUUUAUAUAUGGCAGCUACAUGUAUUUGAAAUCAUGGCACAUUGAUGGAAUCACUUACAGUCCAACCCUUAUUAACGGACACCUUAUAGCAGGGCUGUCAAAAAGUUUUCAAGUAGCAGGCUAGUAAUGAAUAGUAGGUGGCUUUGGAACUCACACCAAAGGCACAAGUUCUUGAGGGUCAAGGCAUCUAGGGACAUUUUGAAAUUAAGAGUCGCAGAAAUGGCAUUUCAAGCGAUUUUCACGGCGGAUGCUAUGUUGUUUCAUCAGAAUACUCGCAACACUGGGAACAAUGCCAUUGAAAUGUUGCAGGCAUUCCAUGACAUUGCACAAUUCAAACGUUUCACAGUCUGUUUAAAUAUGCGUUCAAUGUUAUUCAAAACUCGAACACGGAUGCUUUACAAUUUUAUUUUAUGGUGUUAAUUUUUGGUAGCAGUUAUGGUAGAAGGAGAUGAAAGUAGCCGGCUAAAGAUGGCUAACUAGCCGGUGGUUUGGGCCAACUACCGGCCCUUAUUGACAGCCCUUUAUGGUAAAAAUUAUACUCAGUCAUGGUACAAACUUGUGCCACAGACAUAAUCUAAUGAACCCCAGCAGACUUAGUGAAUUACUUGUAUAUGUUUCAAAUUUCCUUCAACCUGAUUGGCAAAUCUUAACCCGUUAAGUCCCAACAGUGACCAACAGCAAUUUUCUGCUAACAAUGUCCAUACAUUGUCAAGAGAUAAGGUUGUGAGAAUGUAAAAAAUGAUCACGAAAGAGAAAAUGCCUUGAUGUUUUAUUAAAUUCUCUCAACAAAUUCUUAAAGGAAAUGUAUGGAGAUCAGUUUGGAGAAUUUGUAUGUGGAUACUGGGGCUUAAAGGGUUAACAGGCCAAUCAUGAUGCAUGCUCGAAUCCUGGUACACAGUUGGAGCCCAGAACAAGGAUUUUAGGACGGUUUCGCAGACAGAUUCAGCCAAAAAUUUAGUUCCAUCUGUGCUGCAGGCUAUUAUGGUACAUGUACCAGGGACAUAAAAACACUUCAUUUGUUAUCACCCUAAAGCGGACACCCCUACUAAGUGAACAUUUCCUGGUCCCAAGGGAGCUCCGUUAGCGAGGUCUGUUUUUUUUCUUGCACUGCCUUGGUAAAAGAUUUUGGGGUAACAGUUUUGUAUUCCUUGAAUUAUAGAGUGGAGGGAGAAUAAACAAUAAAAUUAUUUUAAUAAAUUAAUAAAAUUCUGUUUUUUGUUGAUUUCAGGUGUAUGCAAGAUAUUUGAAGAAUACCUUAAAAGAAGCAAUCCAAGCACUCCAUCCAUCACUUAUGACAUCAGUCAACUGUUUGACUACAUUGACAGCCUGACAGACUUAACGUGUUUAGUGUACCAUUCUGGACCAUUUUGUUCAUAA